GUAUUUAACCCGAAACUUUGACCGGUGGUCAAAAAUGGGAGUGAAUGGCCCGAAGCCGUUGCCCGCGUUGGGCAAUAUCCUUAUGCUGUACUUAAAGCCGUUCCCAAUCGUGGAAAUGGAGUUAUUGGACAAAUAUGGAAAAACCUACGGGGCCUUCAAUGGAAACAUACCAGUGCUUACACUGAGUGACCCAACAUUUAUUAAGCUAAUCCUAAUUAAAGAUUUUCACAAUUUCACGAAUCGCCGCAAAUUCAAUACCAAACACGAAAUACUCGAUUCCAAUGUCUUGUACUCCAGGGAUGAGAAGUGGAAGCGAAUGCGAUCCAUAUCUAGCCCUGUCUUCUCCAACAUUAAGCUCAAGAAAGUGUAUCCUUUGCUUAUGGAAUGCGUGAAUGACUUUUUGGUCGUUUUGAGAGAUUACACACAAAAGGGCGAAGAAAUUGAUUUGAAAGAAUUGAGUGGAAAUUUAUCGAUGGAUGUGAUCGCCAGGUGUGCCUUCGCCACCAAAAUUAACUCAUAUCGAGAUAAUAACAAUCCGUUUAUCACAAGCGCUAAGAAUAUCUUCCAUCCGACUGUCUUCAAGAUCGGCGCCUCAUUUCUCGCUCCGGAAUCUCUUCUCAAAUUCCUUAACAUAACCUCUAUUUUUGAUGAAAAAUCCAAUGAAUUCUUCUUUAAUAUCAGCAGAGAAUUAAUGAAUAAAAGACGGAUUAAUAAAGAAAAGCACAACGAUUUCCUCCAACUGUUGGUCGAUACGGCUGAUGGUGACAAAGAAGCCGACAAAAACCACAAACAUAGUGCUCUCAAACAAGAUAUGACCCAAAAUGCAAAGUUGUCAAAUGAAACAACAAACAAGAAUAGGAAGCGUUUAAGUUUGACAGACAAUGAGAUCAUCUCCCAGUCGUGGCUCUUCUUGUUGGCCGGGUAUGAGACGGCCUCCACUGCCAUCGCCUUUUGCUUCUAUGAAUUGGCACUCAAUCCGCACAUUCAGGAUAAGGUUUACGAUGAAAUACAGGCAGCCAUUGACCCAAACGGACAGAUGGAUUACGAUAUUCUAUCGACACUUCCAUAUCUGGAUGCAGUCAUAUCCGAAAGCCUAAGACUUUACCCGCCAUUCUGUAGAGUAGAGCGCGAAGUGAAAAGUGACUAUCAGUUGGCGGACACAGACAUCACAUUAAAGGCCGGGGAUUUGGUCCACAUAUCGAUAUAUGCUGUCCAUCAUAACGAAGAAUAUUUCCCAAACGCCCAAAAGUUCAUUCCGGAGCGCUUUCUGGCCGAGAAUCGACACACAAUACAACCCUAUUCCUACAUUCCCUUCGCCGUCGGCCCCCGAAACUGUGUUGGACUCAAACUGGCCUUAAUGGAGAUGAAGGUGACGGUGGCCAACGUGGUCAACAUGUUUAAGCUCGGGGUCACCGCUCGCACAAACAUUCCUCCUAAGUAUAUACCAAAAACUCAUUUAUGUGUUUCGGAACCUCUUAUUGUUAGCAUUAAAAGUAGA
Messenger RNA from Medioppia subpectinata, 1498 nucleotides. The record is from the annotation of a GenBank genome assembly. Lineage: Eukaryota; Metazoa; Arthropoda; Arachnida; Sarcoptiformes; Oppiidae.